AUGCAACAAGAGGCUGUUGAAGUUGCGAUCGAGGCGAUGGACAAAUACCACGUUGAGAAAGACAUCGCCCAGUACAUCAAGAAAGAGUUCGACUCGCGCAAGGGAGCAACAUGGCACUGUGUAGUAGGAAGGAACUUUGGCAGUUUUGUCACGCAUGAGACGAAACACUUCAUCUACUUUUACCUUGGGCACUGCGCCAUUCUGCUCUUCAAGACACAAUAG
Molecule: messenger RNA, 222 nt
Organism: Aspergillus chevalieri
Lineage: Eukaryota; Fungi; Ascomycota; Eurotiomycetes; Eurotiales; Aspergillaceae
Gene: DYN2
Product: dynein light chain DYN2
Exons: 5
Coding region: 1-222 (73 amino acids)
Biological process (GO): microtubule-based process; cilium assembly
Cellular component (GO): cytoplasmic dynein complex
Molecular function (GO): dynein light intermediate chain binding; dynein intermediate chain binding
Source: RefSeq, a predicted model, not a curated record